UAGGCCUAAUUGAUAUUAGACACAAUACUAGGGUUAUUUCAGUUCUGUACAAAAGAAAAAUGGAAACACAGCCAACUUCAUAGUGCAUUCUUCUUCCUAACCAAAUAAAAUCCCAAGAUGGAUUGAUAAAUUUAUUCAGCAAGCUAUUUUAAUUUGCAACUGAACAAACCAAAAAAGAAUUGAAAUUGAACUACUUCCAUCAAGACCUGCAUUGUGGAUUUUUCAGUUACACGACCCAAAACACACCUGCUGCAUAUAUAGGUAUUAUGCAUCAUGCAAUGGACCCUACCUUACAAUUCUCAUUUAUUAGAUGGUGUUGUUCAUAUAAAAUUUAUUGAUCAUCUUAGUCCUCUUUUCUUGGUACAGAAUAAAACUCAUUUUAUGCAAACUUAAGUGUAGUGUAUAGAUACUAACUGGUAUGGUUUUUCUUUAAUGAACUCCUUGGUCCAAGUUAAAGUUGAGAAUUUACAGAUGAAACCAUCAAUACAUCUGAUUAUCAAAGGAUCAAAUCUCUGUGGAAAGCCAAACUUCAAAUGCUUAAAACGAGUUCUAAAUAGAGUAACCUAUAUAAUUGUCCUAUAAUAGUGGAUCUUCUUUGACCAUUGAGGUAGGUUAGUUUUUCACCAGUCAUCUGCGUAGAAUACUCUCAAUACAUACAUAAAGUAAGCAAAAAAGUCUCUCAUGCUUCUUUAUAUACCCAAUUUCUCAAGACAUAUUCUUCCUUCGUACAGAAAAAGUUAGAAAAAAAAUCAUAAACAGAAGAGCUGUAGAGAAAGAAAAGACAAAGAUGGCGUCUACUACCCUCCUCACCAGCCUUCUGAAAUCUUCUCAAGUUGCUAGAAACACCCCAAAUCCCAUACUACUAUUGGCUUCCUACAUGAGACGUUUUCAUGCUAGUUCAACAUGGGCAAGCCAAGUGAAAGACAUCAAAGAAAGUACCAGCUCUGCUGCAGACCAUGUGACUAAAAAGACUAAAGAAGCUGCAGGUGAAUUUUCUGAGAAGGCCCAAGAUACUGCAGAUAAAGCAAAGAGGACAACAGAACAAGUAUGGGAUUCAACCAAGGAUGCAGCCCAAAAAGCCAAAGAGACAGUUAUGAACAGAACUGAGGUGUCUAAGGAAUAUGUCAAAGAAAAUGCAGAGAAAGUGAAGAAGAGCAUGAACACUAAGGAAUGAUUUUCGUAAUAUUUAUAUUAAUUUAAGUUUCUUUCAGAUUAUUCAGCAUUGGCUUUUUUCAUUUUUGCCCAUUGUAUUUGUUCAAGUGAAUACUGUUAUCUUUUCAUCUGUCAGAUUUUGUGGAAGCAAAUCAUUUUUGAGUGUCAAUAAAAAAAAUCCUUUUGAUUUCACUAUCCAAAGUACCACUUUAGCAGAAAACUUUUAAUGUAUGUAGUUGACUAAGGCUUGUCUUUCUUAAGUGAAUCAUUGACCAAUAUAAAAGUACUCUCAACCAUUGGCCUAUGUUUUUUUAAGGAUAUUCUUGAAAAGAAAAUGUAGGCAAAACCAGGUACUAACAGCAAAAACCAGAUUUAGUCUCUACUUUGUUUUUUAUUAAAGGAAAGGAAAAAAAAAUAGUUGUUAAGAGGUGUUUUUGGCAAGGUGGGGUUUCUUAGCUUCACAGAAAAUGUGUAACUCAGAAAAGCAUAAAGUUUCUGAUUUUUGAAACCUUCACAUAUAGAAAUGUUUCUGGUAUUACCUAAUUUAUCAGAAACUCAUGUAUGCAAGUUCAUUUCACACCCUUGAAACCUUUUAAAAAACUUUUCCCAUUAUGUCAAAUGACCAAAUCACAUAUUUGAUAUUUUUGGUCUACAAUAGGAAAAAAAAAAAUCCAAGCAGAAUCCAUCUUUUAAGUUGUUAAGGAAGGUCAAUUUGUCCUUUUUGAAAAUCCAUAGACAAGUGGUUUCAAGAAAUGGAGUAGAUAGUUAUAUAUAUAUAGCCACACCUGAGUUCUUAACACACUUGUAACCAUAAGUUUUCUUUUCUGUUUCUUUUGGUGGAAAGUAAGUACACAUUACUGUUACUUGAUUCUGAAAGAUUACCCUUUUUUUUUAUAUUGAUUUCUAAGUACUAAAAUUCUUAAAUCUAUUUCCAUGUUAAACUAAAUUUCGGCGUAGUUAGUUGCGGCGACAUUCUUGGAUAGUCAAUGUACUUGAGAUCUUUGUCAAUCCCUCCGGGUUUCGUUGACAAUACUUAUACGUAGAAUGAUAUUAAAAGAGAAUUUAGUAGUAAACUCUCUUCUGUUAUUCCUUUGGUUUUUCUUGUACCUUGACAGAGGUUAAACUAGUACUAAUCAUUCUUUUCUUUAUUUUAUACAUGCCCUUAUGAUAUUUAUCAUUUUCUGGCUUAUUUGUCUUCAAUCUUUGACUAGCUUUUGUUUUUAGAAUCAGAGUUGCUUUUGCUUGGUUUUGUCAACUGCUAAUGAAAACUGCAUAUGAUUUCUUGCUUUUACAAAUCUUUCAAUAACAUAUUGUGAAAUGCUAACUUCUUAGAUUAUUUUCAGAUGUAACCUUCAUAUGGCAGCAUAUAUUAUCUUUUUUUUUUUUUUUUGCAUUCGUUGAAUAAUUGUCAUUUUCUUUUUAUUCGAUAUGAAAAAUAAUCUGCACUUUGUUGCAUAAUUGUCAUCUAUUCAGGAAUCUUGAAUCUUGAAACAAUGUCUUCCGUGUCAAUGUCAUCCGAAGAAACUGACCAUUCUCAAGAGAGGAAUCUUGAUGAGAGCUCAACACAGGAACCAAGUGGAGGGAUGUCUUUUUCUUCCUCGGAUGAAAUUAAUGAAUAUCAGCAAAAUACAGUGACUUUUGAUCAGGUUGUGACUGGAGCUCAAUCAUUUUAUCCUCAAGGACACCAAGGUGAAUUUGGAAAUUACGCUGCAAACACACCAAUGUUAAGCCCUCCACAAGCAGAUAUUUCACUCCUUUCUGCAUCAGCUACAUCAGUGGAGUCAUCUCAGCAAGAUCUGCAAUUUCCCUCACUCAAUCCUGUUCAAGACAUGGGUUUCAACCAGAGAAAUCGUUCAAGUGCUCCUCCAGCAAAUAACAUGAACACUCAAAACCAACUGAUUGAUCCUUCAGACAUCCCUGAACACUUGAAUCUGUCUCAAACAAUGGAGUUGAUGAAUCAAGGCGGUGUGCCCUCCAUGAAUCAACCAAUGAGAAGUUUGGGGAGCUCAUCUUCUUUUGGGAUCAUGAACAAUUAUCAUCUUCCCAUAUCGAACUUGCCAGCAGAAUUUCGCUUGGAAUCAUCCUCAAGGCUUCAACUCCCCCAGGGCCAGCAACAAGACUUGCAAACCACACCAGAAAUCGGGGAUGAUGGAAUUCCUUUCAUGAGCAAGAAAUGGACUAAUUGGCAUGUCCAGAACCAGAAUACCAUGCAUGAGUCUCCAACUGGAACCAGGACACAAGAAAUUCAAGUCCAGGGAAUGAUGGACCAGGUUGAGGGACAAGGAACAUUUUAUCAGGGCAUAAACACUUCAAAUCAUCAUGUCCAAGUUCCCAACAUGCCAAUUCAACAGGGAAUGAAUCCCUUUGGAACAGGACCAACUCUUCCUAUUCAUCCUGAAGGCUUUUCAGCUAGUAAUCAGAAUAGGAUGCAGGGAAAUUUCGUGAAUUCCGGCCAGUAUGAAGCAGGAGAGUCAUCACGGAGGUCUUCCAAGAUGAAAAUGACUUGGCAAGAAAACAGCAACUUCUCACAAUCUUCCAGUCAUCAACAGCCUACUUGGGUUUCUCCAUCUCAAGGUUCUCUAAGCCAGAACAAUAUCUCAGCUGCUCAGAACCCAAGGGCCAACACUCUCAGGAGUACAGUUUAUGAUCCAAUAUAUGAACAAAUGGGUUUACCAAUUGAUCCUCAUUUGCGCAUGUUUAUGUUAAGGCAUGGAACUGGUAAUAAUAGUGGAGGUCAUCCCCGGAGUUUCUAAUCGUUGGAGCUGUCUUUCUUCUCACAAUAAUGUUAGAUGCAGCUUUGCAGAUCUAACCCUUUACAAAUUUUACAAAAAAUCCUUUAUUGAAACAAAUAAUACCCAGUUUGUCUUUGUUGAAAGAAAUGAUACCCAGUUAGUUAGUCCAGGCUUUUUGGUAUUAAAUAUGCCAAACGAGAUAAAAGUUUGAAACAAUGUAUAAGUUACUAAUGAUUAGUGUUUAAUGAUUGUUAGCCAACUUAAGUAGUGUAUUCUUCCCUUGUAUUUUGUUUGGCUUCCUAUACCAAGUCAUUGUCGGACCACAUAUCCUAUCAUAUGGUUUAUUCUGUAACUUUAUAUUUUUAUUUUAUGGAUUAAUAAUGUUGCUAAAUUUCUAAAAGA
This is a messenger RNA of Cannabis sativa, 4286 nucleotides long. RefSeq lists its product as uncharacterized. The record is from RefSeq and is a predicted model, not a curated record. The transcript has 14 exons. NCBI's taxonomy places the organism in Eukaryota, Viridiplantae, Streptophyta, Magnoliopsida, Rosales, Cannabaceae. Bases 2646 to 3905 code for a protein of 419 amino acids.